ACUGAUCGAACGUCAAACCGACCAAAGACUCGCGAGUGCGAAAUUGCGAAAUAAUCUAGAUUUUUGCGAAUCAAAUUAUCUUAUUGAUCCUUCUUCACGUACGCUUAGUGCGUCCUUGUGAAUCGCGUGUUCUAUGGCCUCCAGAAUAGUGGCCACGGCCACGGUGCGUGCCGUAAAGAAUCGAAAGCUGUUGCCCGCUCGUGCGGCUCUCUCGCUGACACCCGCAGCCGUGAACAGGAUAAAGCAACUUUUGGAUGGCAAAAGCGAAUACAUCGGCCUGAAGGUGGGAGUGCGGCAACGGGGAUGCAACGGACUAUCCUACACGCUAGACUAUGCUUCUGUGAAAGACAAAAUGGACGAGGAGGUUGUUCAGGAUGGGGUCAAGGUUUUAAUAGACAAGAAGGCUCAACUGUCGCUAUUAGGAACGGAGAUGGACUUUGUGCAGACUGACUUAUCCGCGGAGUUCGUGUUUAACAACCCGAACAUCAAGGGCACGUGUGGGUGCGGUGAAUCGUUCAGCAUAUAAUCGAUGUGAGCCCACGGCUCGAAACUAUCCCCUUGUUGAAUGCCUCGUUUAGAAAAGCUAAAAGCAGGAUUCCACCAGCGGGAAUCACGAGGCUUACGAUCCUUCGUAUAAGUUAGGAUGUCGCUUUAGGUUGUUUUUAUGCUAGUGUGAGCUUCACAAACUGUACAUACACAAAUCUUAGUGCAAAAUAGUAGCUGUUUGUUGUAAUAAAUUCCUCUUUCGAUAGCUAGA
Molecule: messenger RNA, 757 nt
Organism: Anopheles aquasalis
Lineage: Eukaryota; Metazoa; Arthropoda; Insecta; Diptera; Culicidae
Gene: MagR
Product: Iron-sulfur cluster assembly 1 homolog MagR
Biological process (GO): iron-sulfur cluster assembly
Cellular component (GO): cytoplasm; mitochondrion
Molecular function (GO): 2 iron, 2 sulfur cluster binding
Source: RefSeq, a predicted model, not a curated record